CCUAACAGCCAAUCACGUUGCCGUUUCUUCCAGGGCGCGUCAUCGACUUGUAAACACGUGCUUGCGGAGCGGAGUGUCCCAGUUUGUCUCCGGAGACAAUUUAAACAUCUUAAAACCAGGUUUUCUAUCGUCCUUAAAAUGGCAAAAAGCCUCCGGAGCAAAUGGAAGAGGAAGAUGCGGGCUGAGAAGAGGAAGAAAAAUGCCCCCAAGGAGCUGGCCCGUCUGAAACAAGCUCUGAGUCUGGAUAAGAAAGGAGAAGCUGUCAUGGCUGACGUGCAGGAGAUCGCCACUGUGGUGCCAGCUGACAAGAUCAAGAAGCAGACAGAUGUGGACAUGGCGGGGGCGGAGGCGGAGGGUGACGACGGGAAGAUGGACUUGGACAGCAAGCGCAACAAGACAACUCUGUUGGAUGAAAAUGGUCAGUACCCUGCCUGGAUGAGUCAGCGGCAGGCCAAGAAACUGAAAGGCAAACGGAUCGCAAAGAAAAGUGGCCAGGGCAAGAAGAAGAAGGGUAUCUCCUGGUGAGCCAGAGGGAAGACCUUUGCUUUGCCUUAAAGACUUCUGACGCAGAAACACACGUCAUCGUUUCUUGUAUUCUUUUAUACGCGAUUGCUGUGGAUUUUCUGCUGUUGAAUCUCAGUCUGUUCAGUGGAUUACAAGAUUCCCGGUUGUGUCACAGAGCUUGUUAUUGUAAUUCACUGCAGGGACAUUUUUGUUCUUAUGGAACAGCAGCUUCAUUUCAGUGUUGGGACGAGUUUAAAGACAGUAAGACUUGUCUUAUUACAUCAUAGCAGGUCAGGUGAUUGUCCUGUUCUCUACUACAGUUUAAAUCUUUUCAUACUUGGAUAAAAAAAAAAGUUUAUUAUGGUAUAGUCUUGUCAAAUCAUCAUUAUUACUGGGGAACUCUUAGGGGUUGAGACGCCAGCUAUGGACAGCAAUGUCUCAGGUUUGAGUCAGACAUUUGUUGUAUGAUAUUCCUCAUUCUUCUCUCCUCGUUUCAUGUUGUCUUCCUACUGUCAGAAUCUCUCAAUUGAUCAGAAUAGUUGCUGCGUAUACUAUGAUAUAAAAGAUGUAUGCCAAAUCAUAAAUGAAUGAACUGUGUUGUAAAUAAAACACCUCACACAAAUCAA
Molecule: messenger RNA, 1130 nt
Organism: Morone saxatilis (striped sea-bass)
Lineage: Eukaryota; Metazoa; Chordata; Actinopteri; Moronidae
Gene: llph
Product: LLP homolog, long-term synaptic facilitation factor
Exons: 3
Coding region: 139-525 (128 amino acids)
Biological process (GO): dendrite extension
Cellular component (GO): nucleolus
Molecular function (GO): RNA binding
Source: RefSeq, a predicted model, not a curated record